GUUAGUUUUGAAUUAACAAGAAGUGAUGUUUUACAUGUUUACGAUGAUGACAAUACACUUUGUGCUGUUCGUCUUUGGUUUCUGUGUUUUGAUAGCUAUUGCUCACGCAAACAGAUAUACACAGAACAUUGAUGGCAAAACAAAAAUUAUGCAUGAAUGGGUGACACUUGAGUAUGAUUUUCCUUCGCCAAUGAAAAGAUCGUUAAUAGACCGGAAGUUGCUCAUUCCUGAAAACCUCGUGCUUUAUAAUAUGGAUGGGAUAAGAGGACGCAUCUUUACAACCAUAGGUAGGACAUCUAAGCCUGGAAUUCCAGCAACUCUGAACACAGUUGUCAAAAGAAACGGAAAAUCUUUUUUAAAACCAUUUCCUUUCUUGAAACUGAAUAGAGCUGGAGAUUGCAAUAGCAUUCAAAGUGCCCAAAGCGUUAAGAUAGAUCCAAAUACGAAUUAUAUAUGGGUACUCGACGAAGGAAAAGUGAAUAAUAUAAGAUUUUGUCGUAGAAAACUUGUUGGUUAUUGCAUUAGAACGAGAAAAGAAGUGUUUCGGCAUAUAUUUCCAGACUCGGUUUUAUCUGAAUCAUCAAUGCUGUUUGGUCUGACUUUGGAUAGAGAUCAAGGUAUAACUAGGUAUGUCUAUGUUGUCGAUUCUUUUGCAAAUAAGCUUAUUGUUGUUGAUGUGGUUAAAAAUGCAUCUUGGUUGUUUUCACAUCCGUCAAUGGUAAACGAAGCUAAUGCAGGUAAUAUAACUGUAAAUGGAGAAACGAUCUUCAGUAGGGGAGGUAUAAAUGGUAUUUCAACCACAUCAGAUUUCAAAUUUGUUUACUAUUUCUGUGUUGCCAGUUUCAAAACGUGGCAAAUACCUACAAGUAUACUAAGAAACCCUUCCGCUGACAGUAACGAAUUUGAUGAAAAUGUUAGAAUGAUCGGUAUUCGUCAACACCAUGCUGUUAGUUUGACUUCCGGAACAAGAAGCUUCUUUUUUCCUGCUCUAGAAAUCAAUGAUAUGAUAAAAUGGGAUCGCAAACAAGACAUUCUCAUAGACGGGAGUGAGGAAGUAGUUAACCUGCGGUCAUUACAGAGACUGUCACAAACUACUGCCUUGAAUUUCGCAGAUGGAAUCCACGUAGAUAACGGAUAUCUAUAUUUUGUUACAAAUAAACUCCACAAAGUUCGUUUAGGCAAUUUGGAUUUUACUGGCGAUGAUGGGCCUAAUUUUACCAUAGGAAAAAUAUUUGUUGGAGAAGAAAGCUACUUGCUAGGUACACAUCCCAAAUCAUAUAAGAAUAAAGUAACUUAG
This is a messenger RNA of Mytilus trossulus (common blue mussel), 1297 nucleotides long. RefSeq names its product major royal jelly protein 1-like. The transcript is spliced from 2 exons. NCBI's taxonomy places the organism in Eukaryota, Metazoa, Mollusca, Bivalvia, Mytilida, Mytilidae. The record is from RefSeq and is a predicted model, not a curated record. Bases 26 to 1297 code for a protein of 423 amino acids.